AUGAAGAGCAAUGAUCUGAAUCCACUCAAGACCUUUAAAUACAGCCUUCUUCAAGUCCCAGUCUUCCUUUCUGUUUUCACAGGAAUCCGGGGUUUAGUGAACCUACCAGUAACUAGCUUACAGACAGGUGGUACUGCUUGGUUUACUGAUUUAACAGCGUCCGAUCCCUAUUACAUCCUACCGAUUCUCUCCAUGAGUACACUUCUAUUGACACUUGAGACCAGUGCUGGAAUGAGUUCGCAACAGACACAAACAAUCCAGGCUUUCUUGAGAGUGCUCCCCGCUAUUGGUUUCGUCUUUGUAAUGAACAUGCCGUCGGCUUUGGUAUGGUAUUGGAGUGUUAGCAACAUGGUUUCUCUUCUUCAGUCAUUAAUUCUACGUCAAUCACGUGUUCGUUCUUAUUUAAACUUCCCUUCUAUUCAAGCACCUCCUGCAGCAAUAAAAAAGAAACGUGGUUUUGUUGCAGGAUUCAAAGAAUCGCUAAAUAAUUCACGUUUGUUAGCGGAGUUGGAUUCAAGAGAACGAAUAGGUGCGAAGGCUUGGCAAAAGUCUGGUCACAAGGCUCCACCUGUUACAUUUAUUUCUGAUCCGACUAAACUUACAUCGAGUCUUGAAACCUUAAGCUCUCGAAACAAAACAACAAACAGUGGAUCACGAGUACAGUUAAAAGGUCAAACACUGGAGUAUGAUUUUCAUAAAGCGGUAUCGUGUAGUGUUCGCAUGUGUUCCGUGCUCUUUCAAUACUUGUAA
This is a messenger RNA of Schistosoma turkestanicum, 750 nucleotides long. Lineage: Eukaryota; Metazoa; Platyhelminthes; Trematoda; Strigeidida; Schistosomatidae. The record is from the annotation of a GenBank genome assembly.